This is a messenger RNA of Bombus terrestris (buff-tailed bumblebee), 1806 nucleotides long. RefSeq lists its product as uncharacterized. The record is from RefSeq and is a predicted model, not a curated record. NCBI's taxonomy places the organism in Eukaryota, Metazoa, Arthropoda, Insecta, Hymenoptera, Apidae. The coding region runs from base 109 to 1524 and encodes 471 amino acids. The transcript is spliced from 4 exons.
UGUCCGCCUGAAACAGUGAAAUAUUCGAUCGGAAGAACAAAGUACGUUUAAUUGGCCGUUGUACCUUACAAGAUUAGAACGAUUCCUUUUGCUAGCUGUUCGAAAAACAUGGAUGCGGUUUUGAACGAGUACGAACACUUGUUGACGACUCCGACGAGUCAAACGUUCAAGCAUCAAAGAUCUCAGAGCAACUCGCUGUCGCCGAGAUUAUACGCAUCGUCGCCUUGCAGCAACGCGGCGUAUGCUCAUUAUCAUUCGCGGAAAAGGCAACCGAGCAGUCAUCGACGUCAAUGUAGGAACGAGCAGGAACAAGUGCUUUCAAUUAUGAAGAACACGCUACAUUCCGGUGGCAACGAUCACGAGAGUUUUUAUUGCGAAUAUCCACGGUCUAUGAAGAACAGCUAUAAGAAAGAGGGCUACUGUAUGAAGAACGGUGAUCAGGCAAUGACAGGAAUUAUGAAGACCAUAGACGUGGACAGCGAGACGAUGGAACAGUAUAUGCGACACAAAAAGGAGCGCAUUUUGAAGUCAGAAUCACGAACAAGAGAGAGACACCACGUUGAUAAAGUGAAUAGGAUAAACGCGGAUGAAAGAUACGACUUAGGAGGACAUAAAGACGACGGCUGGUUAUACACUAAGGGUAAAUUGAGAUUCAAUUUAUCCAAGCACGAGAAUGAAAAUAAAAUAGAGGAGGAAGGUUUGGCUGAGGAUCGGAACCUACAGGGGAACAACAGAUCUAGCGUGCAACCGAAUAAACUUUCUAUCCUAAAAGGCAGCAGUUCGCAGACUUCGUCGAAAAAUAAAAACGUCGAAGAUGCGUCCAAGCAUAAAAUUCCGACAGUCGACGCGAACGGUUAUUCGAAAGAGGCAGAUUUGUCAAAAGGAGCCGAGAUUUGUAAACCGUGCCAGCGAACCGUUGUUCAACAGAAUUCUCCUCGCAGCCCUGGCAAAGAAUCGACCAGUAACUCUGAAGAAAGUAGAGACGAAAGCUCGUGUUGCGAAUUAGUUAAGGAGGAAGACGAAGAAUCUCCUUCUAGGAAGAGUAUUUACGCAGGUGGAGAUCUCGAUCUCGAUCUUGAUCUUCGUGCGACUAAAAGUUAUAUCGUUGAUCUAAUCGAUCGGGUUCUUAGCAAGAAAUUCGCCAUCUCGCCGGGUCAGCAAAAGAACAUAGAAUCGAAUCGAGAAUUAACGGAACAAGGAUUCUCCAUAGAAAUAAUACGUGCGUUGCGUGAUGACUGUUGCGAGAUAUUUGCAAAGGAUCUGUCCAGCCAUCACGAAACAUCGGCUGAAUGUAUAAAACGCUUGAAAACCCUUCGAUCGAAACACAUGCAACACAUUCAGGACGAGUUUAAAAAGCUGUGUGAUCUUCAAAAGUUUCUAGACGAGUAUUCACCGAGGCAGUCGUUACCCUCGUUUCAUUCUCUUUCGGGUGCGAUCGAACAGAGGGUGGAGGAACGACAGCAGCAGCAAGCGCAACAGCAACAACAACACGAAGAGAAACAGAAUUUGGGUACGAUAUCGUGAAGAUUUCAAGGGUCGAUUUAAUGGCAUUAAAUUUUCACGAUUAAAUAGCUCUCUAUUAUCGAAGAGAUGCAUUUCUAUUCAGCAUUAGAUAUAACGCAACGAAAGAAAUAGAUUUUUAGUUUACUACUAGUACUGUAUAUCGUCUAUUUUUUUACCGAAUUAUUCGCGUUUGAAAGAACAUAAGAUUUUAUUAAUAAAACGCAGAUGAAUAAAAUAAAAUAAAUAUAUUUCGAUAUAUAAAGAAAUAAAUACUUUUAGAGCGUUGGAACGUUACAAACUUAA